Molecule: messenger RNA, 1004 nt
Organism: Haliaeetus leucocephalus (bald eagle)
Lineage: Eukaryota; Metazoa; Chordata; Aves; Accipitriformes; Accipitridae
Gene: TAF11
Product: TAF11 RNA polymerase II, TATA box binding protein (TBP)-associated factor, 28kDa
Exons: 7
Coding region: 1-618 (205 amino acids)
Biological process (GO): transcription initiation at RNA polymerase II promoter; RNA polymerase II preinitiation complex assembly
Cellular component (GO): transcription factor TFIID complex; nucleus
Molecular function (GO): transcription coactivator activity; protein heterodimerization activity
Source: RefSeq, a predicted model, not a curated record
AUGAAUAUUCACAGGGCCCUGUUAGAAGGAAACAUUGGAGAAGAUGGAGCACGUGUUGGCCUGUCCAAACCAACCCCUGCUUCCAAGACACAGAACCAGCGGGAAGCCCGCAGUGAUACCUCGAGGAGGUCUGGCUUGUUGGCGGAGGCGCCGGCCGGGGAGGGGAGGAGCGCGGAGGGGGAGGCGGUGGACGGGGAGGACCCCAGCCUGCAGCCGUCCGCGGCCAAGAAGGUGAAGCUGGAGCUGAAGGAGAGGAAGGAGAAGAAGCACAAAGUGGACGAGGACGAGAUCCAGAAGAUGCAAAUACUGGUCUCUUCCUUUUCUGAAGAACAGCUGAACCGUUACGAGAUGUAUCGCCGGUCUGCUUUCCCCAAAGCUGCUAUUAAACGGCUGAUCCAGUCCAUCACCGGCACCUCUGUCUCUCAGAACGUGGUUAUCGCCAUGUCUGGCAUUUCCAAGGUCUUCGUUGGGGAGGUGGUGGAAGAAGCACUGGAUGUCUGUGAGAAGUGGGGAGAGCUGCCACCUCUGCAGCCCAAACACAUGCGAGAGGCGGUCAGGAGGCUUAAGUCACGAGGACAGAUCCCCAACUCCAAGUAUAAAAAGAUCAUCUUCCACUGAAAUGUCCCAAGAGAAGACAGAAGUUAAAACAAGUUCCCGGUUGUGAACCUCACAACAGCUACAGCAGAGCUACGAGACUGAAGCUCCUUCGGGAGCGUUGUGUGUAGACUUAAGUGACUGCAGGCAGGCUUCCUGCCAUCGCUGCUGGAGUCUGGCAUUCAUCUGAGCAUGGUGCAGAAAUGGGCAGGAGCCAAAUCCCUGACCUGGAGGCUUAGGCUCCCUCUCCUUCAACAGAGCAGGGAUAAGAACGCCCAAGGUCUUCGGUGUAUUCACCCACCAGGGUCAUACUUUCUCCUGGCACAGAUGUAGUGGUGUCUCUGUACAGAAGUGUGUCUUUUUUUUUUGUACAUUAAACUUGUUAUGGUAUUCUUAGUCUUGCUGGGAAA